AAUUCAGUUCACCACUGGUAUCAACGACGGUCUACGUAAAUUGGUUCGAAUGUGCUGAGUGGAUAAACAGUUACCUACAAUAAUAACACGUUCGUACUUACUCAAACAUAUUUCCUCAUAUUCUGUUGCGAAUUAAAUAUUUGAUAAGCGUUAUUCAUAAGUAAUUCCUUUAUUUAUACCGUGUCUGCGUUUGUAAUUUCCAUAGAAAAACAGCCUGUAUUCAGUACAUCUUAUGUAACCACACUAAUCCGUUUACACAUCUCCAGAGAUAAAUAUUUUAAAGGGUUUUGUUUACUUAUUAAUACUAAAAACAUUAUCAAUGAUAACCAAUAAUCACUGAAAUCCAUGCAGUGUUUAAAGUGCAACUGAUCUGACACAACAUUAAAUUGGAUAAUGGCUGGGAAGAAACCCUUAGACGACGUGGUAAAACAGAAACUGAAAGAGUAUGCGGGUGAUCGUAGCGUGGAAGAAAUGUUGGAGUCGUUAAGCGAUAAAUUAAAAAAUCUUCCCGAUGAUUUCUUCGAGACAGCCUCCGGCAAGUUCGACAAAGUAAAAGAGGAGUUUGCCCAAGCUAGGACACGUCACUUUCUGUAUGCCAUGGGUUUCUCCAUUUUCUCGUUUGUUCUUUAUCUUUUGCUGGUUUGCUUUAUUUUGUUCAUUGGCUAUAAACUGUACGUCUCUCUGACGGAGAGGGAAAGGAAAAAGGAAGAGAAGAAACGUCAGAAACAACAAAAGAAGAAGAAAUAAGUUGGGAAACAAGGACCUGCAACGACAUUCCACUAUAUUAUAUUCGAUUAAAUCGUUUGAAUGUUAAAUCCGUGACCGAGAACUAUUUUACUAUAUGUUUUCAUGUUGUGUUUUAUAUAUAUUUUACUGUACAGUUGAGUAAAUAAAAGUUGUGUUUUAAAUA
Molecule: messenger RNA, 910 nt
Organism: Aethina tumida (small hive beetle)
Lineage: Eukaryota; Metazoa; Arthropoda; Insecta; Coleoptera; Nitidulidae
Exons: 2
Coding region: 394-747 (117 amino acids)
Source: RefSeq, a predicted model, not a curated record